Solenopsis invicta (red fire ant) is the source of this 3238-nucleotide messenger RNA. RefSeq names its product zinc finger protein 2 homolog. Gene Ontology annotation, molecular function: zinc ion binding. Bases 433 to 2610 code for a protein of 725 amino acids. Gene Ontology annotation, cellular component: nucleus. NCBI's taxonomy places the organism in Eukaryota, Metazoa, Arthropoda, Insecta, Hymenoptera, Formicidae. The transcript has 12 exons. The record is from RefSeq and is a predicted model, not a curated record.
GGCGCGCGUGCUCACGCUCGCGCGGAGCAUCAUGUGCGGUGAUUUCUUUUCGAGCAGCGUCCUGUCGUUUGCGUAUCCUGGAGCGCUUGCUCUUCGAGAGUCCGCACAGAGUCUCUCCUCGGCGAGGGGCCGGCCGUGCGCGUUCGACGCGGACAUGGCGGAACGACGAAGGACGACCGUAUUGUUCCGCGUCGAGCACGCGCCGCACGGGUUUCCGAGCGUGACGGCGAGCUGCACUUUAAUCUCCCGGCAGCAUGUAGCCGGCAUCUAAACUCCAAGACACGCUUGAUUUUGAUUUUUAUUCUCGCGACAUGAAAUUGUAUUCGUUGAUGUCGUAAUGCAGAUAGGCGGAAAUGUACGUUCACAUCUUGCGCGACGCGUAAAGGACGCAUCACGACGCUGAGCUCUUUGGUGUCGUCUCAAUAAAAGACGAUGGCUGACUCCGAUAAAGAUUCCAUACAGUGCCUAGUGUGCAACAGUAAAGUUGGAGUAUCCACUAGAAAUAGUAUACGCAUCUUUGAUGAUUCUAGUUAUACUGUAUCUGAGAAGCCACUUGUGGAUGUUAUAUCAGCUGUUUUAGAAGUUGAUAUCAGUGAAGAGUCUGUGCAUUCUCUUGUCAUUUGUAAAAAAUGUUUUAAGCUGUUCAAUGAGGUAGAUGAGCUUGAAAGUAAAUUGAUUCAAAUCAAAAUGGAAUUAUGUAACAAUUAUAAAAAGACGAUUGAAGUUAAAAAAUUAUGUGACAUACUUCAAAGUGAGGAAGACUAUAACGAUCAUGAUUAUACAGACAAUACAGAAAGUCAAAACACUCUAAUGGAGACACAAGAAGAAAAGGAUUAUAUUGAAGAAGAGGAUACACGAGAAGAAGAAUCGAUUAUAGAAACAGAAGACUCUUCUUUAUUCACAGUUGAAGAAGUAGAUGAAACAACAAACAGUUCUGAUGACAAAAAGAAAUUGAAAAAGAGUAAAAUUAAAGAAAUUCACCCUCUGGAAAGUAUUGUAUUUAGAGAUGAAUCUUCAUACACCUGUUCUUUAUGUCCAAACGAGGAGGAGAGAUUCACGGCAGAUGCUAAAGCUAUAAUAGCGCACAUGAAAGAUGUGCACGAUGUUCGUUUGUACAUCUGUGACGUGUGCGGACAAGAUUUUAGAAAGAGAAACGAACUGUCUCUGCAUCUCGAUGAUCACGUUGCGAAGGAGGAGGGGGACUUUCAAUGCGAGAUAUGUAAUAGAAUAUUUAGUAAUCUGCGAUUAUUCCGAAUUCAUAAAAGGAUACAUUAUCCGCAAGUGAAAUCAUGGCCCUGCGAUACAUGUGGAAAAAAAUACAAUUCCAAAAAUUUAUUGGAGGAACAUAUGAAUACACACAUGGGUGUUCGUCCAUACGUGUGCGAGACCUGUGGCAAAGAUUUCGCAUCCAAGUAUACAUAUAAAGCGCACGUGAAAACGCACGAGCUACGACCUCGUCCAUUUGAGUGCAGUCAAUGUAAUAAAAAAUUUCUGAGCCAACAAAAUUUAAUUCAUCAUGGACGAACACAUGAUGGCAUAAAAGAUUAUGUAUGCCAUCAGUGUGGUAAAGCUUUUACCUCGUCUCACAAUUUAGAGGUACACAAUAUAGUACAUACUGGAUAUAAACCCUAUAUAUGCCGAAUUUGUGGGAAAGCAUUUGCGCGUAAAGCGGAAAUACGCGAUCAUGAAAGAACUCAUACAGGUGAGAAACCUUAUCAGUGCGAGUUUUGUGGAGCAACAUUUAGUCAGAGAUCAAAUCUACAAUCUCACAAACGGGCGACACAUUAUAAUGAUAAACGUUAUAAGUGUGAUGACUGUGGAAAAGGUUUCAAAAGAAGAAGAUUAUUGGAUUACCAUAUAAAAGCGGCACACACUGGUGAAAGACCAUACAAAUGUGACACAUGCUCAGCUACAUUUGUCUAUCCUGAGCAUUUUAAGAAACACAGGCGUAUACAUACAGGCGAGAAGCCAUAUCUUUGCGAGGUUUGUGGCAAAGCAUUUAAUAGCAGAGAUAACAGAAACGCUCAUAGAUUCAUACAUAGUGAUAAAAAGCCAUAUGAAUGUUUAGUAUGCGGUAUGGGCUUUAUGAGAAAACCAUUACUUUACGCACAUAUGCAAGUUCAGGGUCACUUAAAUGAUACUAUAGUAGUGAACCAACCACGACUGACAAUGGAAGAUGUAAUAACUAUUCCUGGAAGUAAUAGCGAAAUAUUGGUGGAAGAAGUUGAAAACGAACAGCUGGAUGAAGCUGAACUAUAUGAACUGAAAGAUCAUGUGAUUAUACAACAAGAAGGGGAAGAUCAGAUAUAUAAUGAAGAAGAUGUUGUAUUAAGUAUACCAGCAGAAGAAACUGUAAAUGCCGAAGUAGAACAUCUUACCGUUGAAGAUCAGAUAAGUUUUGUGGAAGGUGAAGUUACAGACGACGAUAAAACUAUAAUUAAUCAAGUAGAAACGGUGUACACUUAUAAUGAAACUGAGGAAGGAGAAACGAUAGUUAUACCAUCUUCUUCGCAAGGAAACGAGAAGAAUAUGCGAUUAGUGCAAAUCAGAUUUCCAACUUCUGUAGAUGGAGAAAGCAAAAACUGGUUGAGUUUAGUACAAAAUACUUAAGUUUUUCACCACCAUCAAUGUACUGUAAUUUACUGGAUUGGGAAUAAUUACUGACUGGAACCUAUACAAGUAAUGAUAUAUUACAAAUUGAUAUUUCUAUUAGAACAAUUCCAUGUAGGAUUAGUAAUUUAGGCCUUAUUUUAAUCCUUAAAAUUCAUUUUAUCCAUUUUACCACUUAUAUAUCACACCGAGUAUGGCAUAUUUUUUAAGCCAACUUUAAUUACUUAGAACACUUAUAAAAAGAAACAGGUUUUAACAAUUUUUUAAAAUUAAAACGCUAGGCAGUUAGAAUAUAACGGUACCAAGCAAAUGUAUGUAUUCUUAUUAAUAAAAAAAGUUAGGUUCAAGUAAUAAAGUAAACAAUAGUUUCAAAGAAACUAUUUUUUUGUAUAAAAAAAUGCCUGAGUAUGUCAUACCCAGAGUGGAUUUUAAGUAAUUAUUUAAUCAUUGCUAUAAUGUUCUUAUAAUUAAUUUAUAAUAAAAAAUUCAUCGAUUUAAAUAUUAGCAAUUAUUUCAGCAGACAAAAUUAGAUUUAAUGCAGAAGUUAAAUGGGAACAAAUUUAAUUAUAGUCUAAUUAUUCAUCCUAACAAUUGUACUAUUUCAUUAUUAAAAUAUAACUGAGUUUAA